CCUUAACUUACAUCCAGCUAGAAAUUUCGGUUUUGCUCUUGAAUAUUCUGAUCCAAUUGGUGCGCGAAAGAACAGGCACUUACUUACCUAAUCGCAAGACCUUUGUUUCAUUCGCUAUGGAUCCUGCAGAGUUUGGUAUCUCCACUUUACCCCUCCAGCAUGAACCAUACGCAGCCAUUUCCUCAGAAACUCUCGCAGGCACAAAUGUAGGCAAGGUUGCCGUCGUGACAGGUGCCGGUAGAGGUAUCGGCGCAGCAAUAGCGGAAGCUAUUGCGAAGACAGGAGCUAAUAUCGCUUUACUUGACCUCUCAGUUGAAAGCCAAGCAGAGACUAAGAGCGAGUGUGAAAAAGCGGGAGUUAAAGCUUUGGCGUAUAGUUGCGAUGUUGCCGAUCUGGAAAUCACGCAGAAAGUUUUUCAGCAGAUCGAAUCGGAUCUAGGGUCUAUCGACAUACUAGUCAAUUGUGCUGGAAUCUUCGAACAACGUCCCCUCGCAAUGGCUAGCUUUGAAAGCAUCUGGCGUCAAGUAGAGGUCAACUUCAAAGGCCCUUUGAUCACAACACAUCUGGUUCUCUCAGGAAUGAUGAAGCGGCGCCAAGGCUGCAUAAUCAACAUCGCUUCUCGCUCAGGUACAGUGGAUGUCCCUAUGUGCCUUGCGUAUAACACGUCCAAGGCUGCUUUGAUCCGCAUGACGCACACUUUGCAGCGAGAAAUGGAGCUUGAUGGCUUGGAUGAGGAGAUUCAAUUUUAUGGAUUGCAUCCGGGAGGCGUUCUGACAGCUAUGGGGAGUUCGGCAACUGCAGCAGAUGUAACAGAGAAAUACGGUAUAGUGAAAGACGAAGCCUUCUACAAGCAUCUUUUCAAAGAUGCUCCAGCCUUGUGUGGUCAGACUUGUGCUUUUCUUUCGACUGGCAAGGGAAAGGAACUGAGGGGUUUAUAUCUUGACUCGAGGCAAGAUGUCACGAAACUACUUGCCGCAGGGAGAGAGUUCUUGAAGAAGGAAGAGUUGAAUAGGUUGGGUGUGAAGUUCUUGGAUGGAUAUUGUAAUGAGCCAUGA
This is a messenger RNA of Mollisia scopiformis, 1055 nucleotides long. RefSeq names its product short chain dehydrogenase/reductase-like protein SDR. NCBI's taxonomy places the organism in Eukaryota, Fungi, Ascomycota, Leotiomycetes, Helotiales, Mollisiaceae. Gene Ontology annotation, molecular function: oxidoreductase activity, acting on the CH-OH group of donors, NAD or NADP as acceptor. The transcript is spliced from 6 exons. The record is from RefSeq and is a predicted model, not a curated record. Bases 117 to 1055 code for a protein of 312 amino acids.